GUAUUAGGGUUUUGCAACACGAGCCUCAUCAGAAGCGGAAGAAGCAGAAGGAAAGGAAGAGCAAUGGCGCCGAAGAAGCCGAGAAGCGUGUCAAGGAACCCUGAACUCAUUAGGGGUAUUGGGAAGUACUCAAGGUCCCAGAUGUACCACAAGAGGGGCAUCUGGGCCAUCAAGGCCAAACACGGCGGCGUUUUCCCUCGCCACGACCCUUCGCCCAAGCCCGACGCCCCGGCCCAGAAGCCUCCCAAGUUUUACCCCGCUGACGAUGUCAGGAAGCCCCUCGUCAACAAGCACAAGCCCAAGCCCGCCAAACUUAGGGCUAGCGUUACUCCAGGAACAGUGUUGAUCCUGCUUGCUGGCAGAUUCAAGGGAAAGAGGGUUGUUUUCCUGAAGCAGCUUCCAUCUGGAUUGCUUCUGGUAACAGGGCCAUUCAAGAUCAAUGGUGUUCCUCUUAGAAGGGUGAACCAAUCUUAUGUCAUUGGUACAUCUACAAAAGUGGACAUCUCUGGUGCUAAUGUUGAUAAAUUUGAUGACAAGUACUUUUCCAAGGAUGCCAAGAAGAAGAAAACAAAGGGAGAAGGCGAGUUCUUUGAGGCAGAGAAGGAGGAGAAAAAUGUUCUUCCCCAAGAGAAGAAAGAUGACCAGAAAACCGUGGAUACUGCUUUGUUAAAGGCAAUUGAGAGUGUUCCAGACCUGAAGUCUUACUUGGGUGCUAGGUUUUCUUUGAAGGCAGGAAUGAAGCCCCAUGAACUAGUCUUCUAGAGGCCAAAUUAUUUUUCUCAUUCUGUUUUGUCGAGCUUUCUCUUCGUAAUAGUUGCACUGUCUUCGUUGUACUGGAACUUUAUUUUUGUUAAAGUUUUUUUACCAGUUUUGGUUCUAGUUGAUUAAUACAUUAUUAUCGAUUGAUACAUUA
Messenger RNA from Vigna angularis (adzuki bean), 913 nucleotides. Its product is annotated as 60S ribosomal protein L6. Gene Ontology annotation, molecular function: structural constituent of ribosome; RNA binding. The transcript is spliced from 4 exons. Lineage: Eukaryota; Viridiplantae; Streptophyta; Magnoliopsida; Fabales; Fabaceae. Gene Ontology annotation, cellular component: cytosolic large ribosomal subunit; ribosome. The record is from RefSeq and is a predicted model, not a curated record. The coding region runs from base 64 to 762 and encodes 232 amino acids. Gene Ontology annotation, biological process: ribosomal large subunit assembly; cytoplasmic translation.